CUAAUUCAGUUUCAAUACUAUUCUAUGUUCACUUGCUGCACUUAGAAUUAAUAAAAUAUCAGUAUUUGUUACAUAAGUUAUACAUUUUAAAAGAAGACUAUUUUCAAUUGAAAUAUCGUUUAAUUUUUAAUGAUGACGACAGUCCAUCUAAGCAGUUUCUCAGCAAUAUUAAGAAUCGUCUUUGGUGGUAGAUUAACUAUCGAAUAUUGUAACAGCACUGAGUUAGAAUUGGGUGGUAAAAUCAUUAGCAUCUAUUUAGAAUUUAUUAAGCCGCAAGAUAAUAAUCAAGAUGAUUAUCGUGCUGUAACCUUAAAAAUGCUACCAGUGGUUAAAUGUUUUCGAGAAACAUAUUUUCUUGAAGCGUUAUUCAAAAACGAAAUUUUUAUGUAUGGAACAAUAUUGCCGGCGUAUAAAAGAUUUGAAAUUGAUAGCGGUAUAAGCGAGAGUGAAGUACUCAAUAUCGCUUCAGUUCAUUAUGGUUCACAAUUAAUUCCCAAUCCUGCAAUCGAUUUGCAUGGACAUGAUGGUAGAUAUAUUGUUUUAGAAAAUUUACAAUUUGAAGGUUAUUACAAAGAUGAUCGAAAAAUUGGUGCAAAUCUUAUUCAUUCAAAAUUAGGAGUACAAGCUUUAGCUAAAUUUCAUUCUACUGGAAUAGCUAUGAAACACAAUAACCCAGAAGAAUUCGAGAUUUUGAAGAACGAAUCUACACCAGUGGAGGUAAGAAAUCCUCAAGAAUGGAUCGAGGUCGUCAAUAAUAUAUUUAGAAUGAUAGCAAGUGACUCAACGAUUAAACAAUAUAUUGAUUCGUGUGUGAAAUUAUAUGAGCUAGAAAAGGAUCAUCGGACAUCUACGCCGCUCGAACCAUGGACAUCAAUAAUUCAUGGAGAUUUUACAAUUUUAAAUAUAGUAUUUUGUCAAAGCCCAGAUGAAAGUAUUCCUGAAGAUGUCAAAUUUGUCGAUUUUCUAAACCACGCAUUUGCUAGCCCACUACACGAGCUUGCAUUAUUUCUUGCCACCAGUACUGAUCAAGAAGUUUUCGAGAAUCACUAUGAUGAGCUUCUUGAUCUAUAUUAUGAGACUCUCAAAAAUAGAUUAACUUUAUUCGGUGUUGAUGCUGAAUUCUACUCGAAAGAAAGCUUUGAUAAUCAAUAUCGUCAGGAUGCACGAUUACAUUUUUCACAUUAUCUUACGGCACUUCAAAUAAUCACUUUUGACUUGGAAUUCAACGAAAUUGCUGGAAACCUCACAGGAUUUCUUAAAUAUUCUCAAAAUGAAAGAUUUUGUGAAAAGUUACGAAAUAUUAUAACAUUAUAUGAUCGUCGUGGAUGGUUCGAUUGACUAUUAACUCUGUAAUUCGUUAAAAUUCUCAAAAUUGUAUCAUAAAUUGUGAGUUUUGUUUCAUUUAUGCCUGUCAGAUACAAAAUAAAUUAUGAUAUAAUAUUUUUUUUUACCAAUUGAAUGUGAACUUAUAAACAAACUGAAUUUCUCAAACUUUUUGUGAAUUUUUAAAAAUUGUUUCCUUGUAAUGAAUGUUUUUAUGAGUCUAAUUACAAUAAAA
Molecule: messenger RNA, 1558 nt
Organism: Microplitis mediator
Lineage: Eukaryota; Metazoa; Arthropoda; Insecta; Hymenoptera; Braconidae
Exons: 1
Coding region: 130-1338 (402 amino acids)
Source: RefSeq, a predicted model, not a curated record